This is a messenger RNA of Salvelinus namaycush (lake trout), 1521 nucleotides long. RefSeq names its product potassium voltage-gated channel subfamily V member 1-like. Gene Ontology annotation, biological process: protein homooligomerization; potassium ion transmembrane transport. Gene Ontology annotation, molecular function: voltage-gated potassium channel activity; protein binding. The transcript has 2 exons. The record is from RefSeq and is a predicted model, not a curated record. Bases 1 to 1521 code for a protein of 506 amino acids. Gene Ontology annotation, cellular component: voltage-gated potassium channel complex; membrane. Lineage: Eukaryota; Metazoa; Chordata; Actinopteri; Salmoniformes; Salmonidae.
AUGAUGAGCAGCUCAUCCAGCCCAGCUGAGUUCUACGGGGACAGCACCUCCCUCCUGUCCAUAGACUCCAGCGUCUUCUACAGCGAGCCCCCUCUUGUCUGUGGCGACCCACUGGACUUCUUCACCAUCAAUGUGGGUGGCAGCCGCUACGUUCUCUCCCAGGAGCUGCUGGCAUCCCACCCAGAAACCCGGCUGGGCAAGCUGGCCCUGUCCACACGGGACUCUGCCCUGGAGCUCUGCGAUGACACUGACUUCCUGGAGAAUGAGUUCUUCUUCGACCGCAGCUCACAGACCUUCCAGUAUGUGAUAAACUUCUACCGCACAGGCCACCUGCAUGUCAGGGAGGAGCUUUGCGUGCUCUCCUUCUUCCAGGAGAUUGAGUACUGGGGCAUCGACGAGCUCUGCAUCGAUCCCUGCUGCCGGGGACGCUACUACCGCCGCAAGGAGCUCAAGGAGAGCCUGGACGUGCGGAACGAGGCUGAGGCUGACGAAAGCCAGGACGAAGACUUCAACGACGCCGCAUGCCCAGAUCUCCGCCGGCGCCUGUGGGACCUGCUGGAGAAGCCAGAGUCUUCACGAGCGGCACGCGCCUUCGGCACGCUGUCAAUCAUCUUCGUGGCGGUAUCCAUUGUCAACAUUGUGCUCAUCUCGCUGGACCUGGGGGAUGUGGGUGGGAACGGGAUCGGUGACGAGAGUGGGGGCAGUGACGGGGGUACACCUUUCUUCGUGGAUGCACUGGAAUAUGUGUGCGUGGUGUGGUUCACUGGCGAGCUGGUGCUACGCUUCGUCUGUGUACGCGACAAGUGCCGCUUCACCCGUAGCAUUCCCAAUGUGAUCGACCUGCUAGCCAUCCUCCCCUUCUAUGUGACUCUGGCAGUUGAGAGUCUGCACGGUGGCUCUACAGAGCUGGAGAACAUGGGCCGCGUGGUGCAGGUGCUCAGGCUCAUGAGGUCCCUGCGCAUGCUCAAACUGGGACGCCACUCCACAGGCCUCAAGUCCCUGGGCCUGACCAUCACCCAGUGCUACGAGGAGGUGGGUCUCCUGCUCCUCUUCCUCUCCGUGGGCAUCUCCAUCUUUGCCAUGGUGGAGUUUUCCCUGGAGCAUGACAUCCCCGGUACCACCUUCAGCAGCGUGCCGUGUGCCUGGUGGUGGGCCACCACCUCCAUGACCACGGUGGGCUACGGAGACAUCCGCCCCGACACCACCCUGGGCAAGGUACUGGCCUUUCUCUGCAUUUUGUCUGGAAUCCUGAUCUUGGCACUGCCCAUCGCUAUCAUCAACGAACGCUUCUCUGCCUGCUACUUCACUCUCAAGAUGAAGGAGGCGGCGCUGCGGCACGGGGAGGCGCUCAAGAGGCUGGCGCGGGGUUCACUGGGUGACUCGGAGGUGGGUGAGGCAGCAAGGGGAGGAGGGGUGAACCUGAGGGAUGUUUACGCUAGGAGUGUGACGGAGAUGCUGAAGCUGCAGGGGAGGGAGAGGGCCAGCACACGGAGUAGUGGAGGGGGUGAGCUCUGGUGGUAG